AUGCGGGCCCGGCGUAAAUUGAGUUUGCCGGACGAGGACUUAACAAUGUUUAGGAAGAGAGCGCUUACGGAUAUAAUUGAACACGAAGAAGGAGGGAAAGCGGAAUUGGAACAGGACGAAGCAAACAUAGACAACAAAGAAAGCAAAGGUGAAGAACAAGAGGAGAACGAACUACCACAGAUGCAUCAAGUUAUCUUGGAUGGCAACACAGAAUUGCUCAAAGAACUAAUUAAAAGUGGUGCGGACAUAAACGUUUUGGAUCCAAGCGGAUGGCCUCCAAUGCAUACAGCUAUUCGCGCGGGAAAAACGGAGUGUGCUGCUAUACUUAUCAAAGAAGGUGCUGGAGAAUUUUAUUAUAACAAACAAAAACAAGACUAUCUUAAACGCCUUGAACGUUCCCAAAAGGGACGAAAGAUAUCGUACUGGAGGUGA
This is a messenger RNA of Porites evermanni, 432 nucleotides long. The record is from the annotation of a GenBank genome assembly. NCBI's taxonomy places the organism in Eukaryota, Metazoa, Cnidaria, Anthozoa, Scleractinia, Poritidae.